GUUGCCGAGUGGUCAAGUGUCGUGCGUUUAUCGUGCGUGCGGUGUUGUGCGGUGUGUAGUGGCUGUUGCAGCGUUCAAGGUCGCAAUCUUGGUCGCUACGGAACCGCUGAUAGCUUCUAGAUGUGUUCUUGAGAAGAGUGGACGAUUUUCUUCCGAUCGAUAUAUGUGAGGACCUUCGUACUGGGCUCGAGCGCACAGCACACUGCAGCCUCGUUAUAGCUGCCGGCGAGGCGAACGCGAAGUCUGUCGACCGUAACGCUGAUGGUACACGGCGCGUUAUCAAAAGGCCGCACAGAAUUCCAAGGACUAAGCACACAGCACCGGAGAUGACUGAAGUGAAGGCUAAGUUCCCAGAAGUGAAAUUUCAAGAAGUCCAGGAAGUUCUAAAGCAUCAUGGCGAGAAAGGAUCCGUGAUAGAUGUCCGCGAGCCGCAGGAACUCAUCGAAGAUGGCAGAAUAAAAGGCUUCAUCAACAUUCCUUUGAAAGAUGUGCAGCAAGCAUUUGCAAUGAAUCCUGAGGAAUUCAAGCUUCGUUACAAUGCUGACAAGCCCGACCCCAAGAAAGAUGUCAUUUUCAGCUGUCGCUCUGGAAGAAGGGCAGUGAUGGCUGCAGAGAAACUACAGGAAUUGGGCACCUAUCACAAAAUCAAGGUGUAUCCUGGAAGCUUUCAAGACUGGGUUUUGCACAAUGGUGAGUUCACACAAGGACCUGAAAAGGGGCCCGAGGGCACUGGUGAUGCGAAGAAAAAGGAAGAUGAAAGUGCUGGUUCAGAUGCAGAUGAUUAGUUGCAUUAAUAAAUGCUGCUUACUGAAAG
Molecule: messenger RNA, 814 nt
Organism: Dermacentor albipictus
Lineage: Eukaryota; Metazoa; Arthropoda; Arachnida; Ixodida; Ixodidae
Product: rhodanese domain-containing protein CG4456-like
Source: RefSeq, a predicted model, not a curated record